Molecule: messenger RNA, 3311 nt
Organism: Rhagoletis zephyria (snowberry fruit fly)
Lineage: Eukaryota; Metazoa; Arthropoda; Insecta; Diptera; Tephritidae
Gene: Dyrk2
Product: Dual-specificity tyrosine phosphorylation-regulated kinase 2
Biological process (GO): peptidyl-threonine phosphorylation; peptidyl-serine phosphorylation
Cellular component (GO): cytoskeleton; nucleus; cytoplasm
Molecular function (GO): protein serine/threonine kinase activity; ATP binding; protein serine/threonine/tyrosine kinase activity
Source: RefSeq, a predicted model, not a curated record
CAAAGUUACCGCUUUCAUUUAUUUCAGCUCUCCGCAACACAAAUCGCAAAUGUACGCGUGUCCGGUAAAACUAGACAAAUUUCCUUAAACUGAACUAUAAAAGUAAAAUCCUUGAGGAUUCUUAAAAAACAUUCUCAAUUUGAGAAUAUUGGAAAAUGUUGGAUCGUUGCGAAAUGCCGAUUCAAAUAGACAACGAUAAGUUGCGGCGCGUUAGCGCCGUUGUCGAUCGCGACAAUCGUCUCUCAAAUUCACGCAUCGAUUUGCCAAAUGUAUGCAAUGGGGGCGUGGGUGGUGGUGGUGGUGUCGGUAGUAUUGCUGGUGGUGGCAAUGGUACAACGCGUGGCUCAUCGCGCUCCAGCCGUUGCCUAGAUGCACACAAUAAUCAUUUGAAUAGUCACAGCCAUAGUCAUCACAAUGGCCAUCAUCAGCGCAGCCCAACUAGUGGCAACAACAACAAUAACAGUAACAGCAACACUAAUACAAAUAACAAAAUUCAACAACAACAACAACAAACAAUUAAUGCCAGCAAACAAAACAACAGCAGCGGCAGCAACAACAACAACAACAACAACAACAAUAACAAUAAUAUUGGUUCACCAGUAUCAUCGACAACGAUCUCAUCGCAUGGCAACAGCUCGACAAGCGGCGGUGAGCGGGGCUCAUCGACCAAAUCGAAUAGCAGCAGCGGCAGUGGCAGCAGUGACAAUAUGAAAUGCAUUACACCGAUGACGCCGGCAGAGCUCGUUAAGAAGUACCGCAACUAUUUGACUGAUGUGGAAUUUGAAGAACUAAAAGUUUACAAAGAGAUUUGGUAUUUCGGACAAAAUGCCAGCAAAAAUUACAAUAAGACCACAACGAACGGAACUGCCAAUGCGGGCUUCGAUGAUGAUAAUGGAAAUUAUAAAAUUAUUGAACACGAUCACAUUGCCUUCCGCUAUGAGAUACUCGAAGUAAUCGGUAAGGGUAGCUUCGGUCAAGUUAUACGCGCCAUGGAUCACAAAACCAAUACAUACGUGGCCAUUAAGAUUAUACGCAAUAAGAGGCGUUUCCUCAAUCAGGCUGUGGUAGAAUUGAAUAUUUUGGAUGAAUUGCGCGAAAAGGAUGCCGAUGGAUCUCACAAUGUCAUACAUAUGCUGGAUUAUACAUAUUUCCGCAAGCAUUUAUGCAUUACAUUCGAGUUGUUGAGUCUCAAUCUCUAUGAAUUGAUCAAGAAGAAUAACUACAAUGGUUUCAGCAUGAGUUUGAUUCGACGUUUUUGUAACUCGAUCGUUAAAUGCUUGCGUCUGCUUUACAAAGAGAAUAUCAUACACUGUGAUCUCAAACCGGAAAAUAUUCUGCUUAAACAACGUGGCAGUAGUUCAAUAAAAGUCAUCGAUUUUGGCAGCUCUUGCUAUGUGAGUCGUAAAAUUUACACAUACAUACAAUCGAGAUUUUAUCGCUCACCAGAAGUGAUACUUGGACUGCAAUAUGGCACCGCCAUCGAUAUGUGGAGCUUAGGUUGCAUUCUCGCCGAGCUCUACACCGGCUUUCCGCUCUUCCCCGGCGAGAACGAAGUCGAGCAGUUGGCCUGCAUUAUGGAAGUGAUUGGCCUGCCACCGAAGGACCUCAUCGCCAACGCCACCCGACGCCGUUUGUUCUUCGAUUCACGUGGCGCACCACGUUGCACCACCAACUCCAAGGGUCGCAAGCGCUUGCCAGGCGGCAAGUCACUCUCACAGAUACUCUUCUGCCAAGAUCGUUAUUUCAUCAACUUCCUGCAACGCUGCCUUGAAUGGGAUCCAGCGGAGCGCAUGACACCCGAGGAGGCGGCACACCAUGAAUUCCUGCAGCUCUCCUCAUCCAAUCGUCACCGUAGCUGCCGCAUGUCCAACUCAUCAUCGACCGGCGGUCUCAACAACAGCUCUUCACAGAAAUCAUCCUGCUACAGUUUCACCGAAGUCUCGCCACCCACAAAUGCCACAAAUGCGAACACCGCCAAUAACGGUAGCGCUAGUGGCUGUGGCAAUGGUAACGGCAACGGCAACGGCAGCAGCAAUGGCGCCGUAGUCGCCUCCAUCACCAGCACUACAGCGGUCAGUAAUGCUGCCAUCACGACGACGACGAGCAAAGCUACCACCACCACACAAUCACGCGCCAACGGCGGGCUGGCGCAUCACGCACACCACGCCGCCUCCUCUGGUCAUCUGCCCGACAUCAAGCUCAGCGCCAGCGACAAGUACAGCAGCAUGCAGAAGGUUGCCGUACGCUCGAAGAUCACCUCGUCUGUGUCCGAUUUGGAUGCGGUGCCGCAAUAUGCGUUGCAUCGCAGCAUUUACGGCACAAAUGGGCUAACGCAUAGCGGCACCGCAGCGCGCAAGCAUCUCAUUACAAGCGGCACCAUUGCCACAACAUCAAGCAAAUAUGGCUUGGGCUUAGGUGGUAGCGGCGGCGGUGGCAGUGGCGUGCAUAAUCACCUCAUGCAUCAGAGCACAACACUGGGAAAUGUGGCGCACCACGGCGGCGGCGCUGGUGGUGUUGGUGGAGGUAAUAGUAAUGGUCACAGCGGCGGUGGCGGCGGGGGCAGCAGUGCCAGCAACAAUAUGUCACACUCACAAUCGACGGGCGACGUGUCAGCGAUCUUCGGAAGGGCUUGACUUCGCGCGCGUCCCACCAAACUUGAGCUCAAAAAAUGCAAACUAGUCAAUAUGGUGGAUUUUUGGAGCUAGAAGUGGAAGUAAGUGGAGUGGCGCGGAGCGGCGGUGGCUGCGGCGGCAUCGUCGACGGCGAGGGAAGGAGGAGGCGUGUGGCGUAGAAUUUAGAAUUUCAUAUGAAAGUGAAAGCAUUGGGAAGCAGAGCAUCGAGCAAGCCCGGCCGUUCUACUGUCUUUGAAGGUUACUCAUACGCCCGGGCUGUACCGCAGAGGAUCUUGGCGAAUGUGGCGCCACACAGCAGGCGGCAAACAUUGUGCUGCAUUAUAUAGAUUAUAAUUUUAACUGAAUAUGAAUAAAACAUAUAUCGAUUGUGUGUAUAUUGUAAGAGAAGUCACUUUUUGACUACCAUGCAAAGGUGGAGAGAGCAAGAAGAAAGGUUGGAAAUUUGAAAAUCAUUUUGAAAGAUGAAGUACAAAUACAUAAGUAAACAAAAAGGAAAAGAUUUAGAUAGCCACACCUUUUCAUAAAAGAACCUUUUCAUAAAAAAAUCAAAGUCAUGGGCUUAUAUUGUUUUAGUUCAAAAAAGAUUUCUUUAAACAAACUGUGCGAAAUUUUUUGAAAGCUGUGUGUUUAAAAAAAAAAAAAAUAAUAGAAAAAAAUUAUCUCUCAUUUCUUUUUUUA